AUGAAAGACAAAGCCAUUCAGGAGAAGAAGUUGAUACUUUUUGUAAAUUUGGAGCAUUUAUUGAAUAUAUGGUUCUGUUUUAUGGGUCGGAUGAUCCUACAAACCCUCAGAGUUUUUCCUUCAAAAAAAAAAGGCAAUUUUAGCUAUUGCAAUUAUGUCUACUUGUAUCACCAGUAUUUUCGAUUCUGCCACGCUCUCGGAUGCAGUACUGGUGAUUCUGGAAGAGGAUCAUGUAGGUUUGGAGGCAAUAACUUUACAUCAUUAUCUGUUUUAGGCUACGCAUCCGGCCCAGUAUUAUGGGGUCCACUUUCAGACGUUAGAAGGAAAGUAUUCCUUAGUUUAUCAAGUUUCUUCUAUUUGCGAAUAUGA
Molecule: messenger RNA, 369 nt
Organism: Debaryomyces hansenii CBS767
Lineage: Eukaryota; Fungi; Ascomycota; Pichiomycetes; Serinales; Debaryomycetaceae
Product: DEHA2A08338p
Exons: 1
Coding region: 1-369 (122 amino acids)
Source: RefSeq, a predicted model, not a curated record